Molecule: messenger RNA, 612 nt
Organism: Lineus longissimus
Lineage: Eukaryota; Metazoa; Nemertea; Pilidiophora; Heteronemertea; Lineidae
Exons: 1
Coding region: 1-612 (203 amino acids)
Source: RefSeq, a predicted model, not a curated record
AUGGCUAAACACAAGGUAAAUAAGAACAAUCCUAAGAAAAAGAACACUCAGAAUCCUGACAGCAGGCCAAAGGCCCUGGCUGUCCUCCCUUAUGUAAAAGGAGUCACCGAGACUAUAGAACGGUAUAUGAGGAAAGCGGGGGUGGCUACAGCAUGUAGACCACACACCACCAUUAGACAAUUGUUGGUUCAUCCUAAGGACAAAAGGGAUAUGCUUGAUAUUACGGACUGUAUUUAUCAAAUCCCUUGUGCAAAUUGUGACAAUGCAUAUAUCGGUGAGACAGGCAGAAAGUUCUCGGUCAGACUGAAAGAACAUCAGAAAGACGUAGGGACUGUAAAGGAUCGUAAAUACACUCGUGCGAACAGACUGUCGUCUCAAAGUGAGUUCAACAAAUCCGCAAUCACUGACCACGUUGCCCAAGUCAACCAUAACAUCGAUUGGGACAAUAGUAAAGUGUUGGAGAAGGAAUCGACAAGAUUCACCAGAUGGGUCAAGGAGGCAAUCUGGAUACGCAAGACCACCAACAUGAACAGAGACGAGGGGGGAUACAAACUGAGUCACGUGUGGGACGCCAGUUUGGCCGCUACAUCUAGCGGUCAAACUCAGGACUAA